AUGAUACUGACAGCCUUCUCCGGAUCCGGCAUAUAUGGUCCGGACUCAGGAGACUCACAGAUUAGCAACUAUGUUGUCUCAUCCUACACGCCUACGCUAUCCACACUACUCCACCCACCCAAAGCUGAUCCCAUCUCAUCCUUUAGUCUAUUGUCCGUAAUCCAAUCCUCAGCGCCUGGAGCAUCCUCUAUUCCCAGCACCAAGCAAGAGUUGGAACAUAUUCAACAGCGCCUUGCCAAUCACGACCAUGUUGUGCUCGAAGGAGAGGCGGGUACUAAAAGGCGGGUAGUAAAGGCUAUGGAGAAGUGUAACUGGCUUCACCUAGCGUGUCACGGCAUCCAGAGACCAGACGAACCUACCAAAAGCGCACUUUUACUUGAGGACGGACACCUUACGCUUGACGAAAUCAUCAAACUCAACCUUCCCCGAGCGGAAUUUGCGUUUCUCUCUGCCUGCCAAACGACGACUGGGGACGAGAACCUCUCGGAGGAAGCGGUUCACAUUGCUGGUGGAAUGCUAUUGGCCGGGUAUCGCAGCGUAGUGGCGACGAUGUGGUCUAUUCAAGACGAACUCGCGCCUGUGGUGACGGACGAAUUCUAUAGACAUAUCGUGGAGAAUGGGGACCGACCAGAUUCUAGGAAGGCUGCAGAGGCAUUGCACCUUUCGGUACAAAAUCUUCGCAAGCAGCCGGGCAUUCAACUCACCGACUGGAUUCCAUUCGUCCAUCUAGGCGUUUAA
This is a messenger RNA of Acaulospora colombiana, 738 nucleotides long. Lineage: Eukaryota; Fungi; Glomeromycota; Glomeromycetes; Diversisporales; Acaulosporaceae. The record is from the annotation of a GenBank genome assembly.